CAACAUUUCAAAACGCUAAUGUUUACAAAACAAAAAAAUGUAGAUUUCGAAAUUGAAAAUUCCUAUAUAAGCUUUGGACUUGUCGCGUCCGAUGCCUAAGUACUCGUAUCAUAGCGUCGGCUCACAAGCCUCUAAGUCAUUGUAAUUCCCACAGUUGUUAAGUGAAGUUUGGGUGUGGAAUUGUGCGCAUAAUGUGUGGAUUUUAUAAAAUUAUAUUCCUGCUGAUUUGCACUGGUGCCAUAAUGGGGAGACGGGCAGAAGCCGUACCAAAGCCUGACGCCUUCACUGAGGAAAAAAUUAAACUUUCAAAUAUCGACACGAUCGCUGAAGGCAAAUUGGAAAGGACCAAACGCGGUUUUUUAGAUUAUCUCCUAUAUGGUCUCUAUGAGUACUUCGAUUAUAGCGACGAAUCUGAUUCUGCAGAGGAUGAGAAAUACUUAAUUUGCCGAAAUUGUACGAUUCUUAUUAGCCAGUCAAAUAAUCAGGGGAGCCCAUCAACCCUACCAUCAACUAUGGCGCCUGCAGCUGUACCGAACGGUAAUAAUGCGACAAAGCAAGACGGUUAGUAUAACCUGCUUUGCACAAAACCAUGCGGAUAUAAUAGCUGGUGUUCUAAUGACAUAAGAAUUAUUAGUUCAUACUUAUGAAAAAUCUGUUUAAGCUGGGUUGACUACAGACAGUCCUUGAGGAACUUUUGGAAAUUCACUUAUAACUUUAAGUAUUGUACAUAUCAACAUUAAUAAUAUGUGUCGAUAUUAUAAGGUUAAAUAAAAACUGAAAAAUAGCACUUUUACAAAUGUAA
Molecule: messenger RNA, 802 nt
Organism: Bactrocera oleae (olive fruit fly)
Lineage: Eukaryota; Metazoa; Arthropoda; Insecta; Diptera; Tephritidae
Source: RefSeq, a predicted model, not a curated record